Molecule: messenger RNA, 1368 nt
Organism: Arthroderma uncinatum
Lineage: Eukaryota; Fungi; Ascomycota; Eurotiomycetes; Onygenales; Arthrodermataceae
Exons: 2
Coding region: 1-1368 (455 amino acids)
Source: RefSeq, a predicted model, not a curated record
AUGUCUGCUCCUACGAAGGAACUUGGAAACUUAUCACUCGGAAGUGACAUGUCUGCUCCCCAUGCAGGAUCACAGAGACAAGGGCAAAAGCCGCCCUACGAUACCGAAGAAUCCUCUGAUAGCGAAUCAGAAGAAGAGUCGUCGAGUAGCGAUGAGGAGAGCGGUUCACCCUCAUCAGCUGCUGUGACUGUUCGGGGAAGGUCGUCAAUCACUUACGACCUGCGAAUGCUCUCUCAGAGUGCAAGAGCAAAAGCGCGACAUGGGCUAAGUGGAGAAUUUUCUGUCGAAAAAUGCAGGCCAAUUUACGGUGGUGGAUAUGAUUUCCAUGUUGUUGAUCAUGGCCGCGUCUAUUGGCUUGUCGAUCAACUUCAUCGAUGGGUAUUGCCAGGGAGGCCAUCUGCUGGGCUCCAGCUCUCGCCAAAAGGGGAGUGUUCUACGCUUGACCCGAUGCUGGAUCUAAUCGGGGACAAUAUGAAAGAUAUUUGCCAGAAGGUGAAAUGGCCAUACAUCCCUACCCCCGGGACGCCUACAGAUAUGUCCCAGUACAACUCGACACCCAUGAGUCGACCUGAGAAAGCACGAGAUCUCCUUUCUGCUUUCAGUGCAGACACAAUGCCAGAUGAGUUCCGUCCCGAGCUAGUGGAAACCAUUGGCCAACCUCGCACACCCGAACAGUGUGUGGUUCAAGGUGAUUUCGAAGCGACCAUGUUUCGUCUUGCUGUGCAUGAUGAAAGUGUAUACGCUAGUCUUCGCAAAGUUAUGCCCUCUGGAGCCCGCGCAGCUAUAUUCUUUGAUAAAAUACAGCGGAGGAUACGCGCCCUACUCGUCGAUUUCAACCAGUAUCGGCAAAAGGGCACACCAAGACAAUCCGACCGUAUGGCCCUGGAGGUCGAUGUCGUUGCUGAGGAAAUGCGAGCUCACUUACGACAAAUUCAGAAAAAUACGCUAUCUCGCAGCCCCCGCGGCUUCAAGGGCGCCGCAGAGGCUCUGUUAUAUCUUCUCCGCACGAUUUGUCAAUAUAAUUUUGAUUCAUUCGAAGCCAGCACAUGGGAUCGUGCAUCCGGCUCUGACGAAACUGCCGAAGAUCGAAACCUAUACUUCCAACUCAUCUACAACCCUGUUGAUGGAGACGACUUCUUCGUCCUUUCUUGCCUCGAGCUGUUACCAGAGGAGGUCCUCCAGCAAAUAACCCCCCAACUUGAUGCUAUAUUUAGUGAUAUGCAGAUGAACGGGGCGCCAGUGCCGUAUCUCCGCAAACUCCACAGCAUUAUAGCUGGUGAUGUUUCUGCGAGGGCCGCUGUAGGAGCGGGUGGUCAAAAGCGCCCCGCAACUUCUGGGUCCGUUAGUGGCCGCAAGAGGACGAAGUGA